GGGGCGCGAAUGAGGACUCCAUGCUCAUGCAGUACUGACUCAUCUUGACCUCGGGCAGGGCUCUCAGGGUGCCGCAACAACUCCCCUUUGGAGGUUGAGGACGCGCUCGCAGCCCAGCCCAACAUCGAGUGAACGGCGUUCCUACUCCUACGCUUUCCUACGAGGCGAGGGAGAAAGGCGGCUCCUCCUCUGUGAGGUAGCUUGGAGUCAUAGCGGCGCGGCCAAUCACCAACAGCGGAGCGCUCGGGGCGGUCCCCUUUAACUCUGGGGUGACUCCGGAGCGGGUCUGCAGAGGAGGAAGUGGUCGAGCGGCUCUCAGGGAUUUACCGGGUCCGCCUCUUUCCCUGAUCGCCAGGCGGAACUGCCAGUACUGCUGCCAUGGACUCGCUAGUGAAGAAGUACCAAGACUUCAUGAAGGGAGCAGAUCCUCGGAUUGCCUCAUAUCCACUGAUGGGCUCACCCUGGCUCAUGACAAGUAUCUUGCUGAGCUAUGCCUAUUUUGUACUCUCAUUGGGGCCACGGAUCAUGGCCAACCGAAAGCCUCUGAACCUCAAGAAGUUCAUGGUUGUCUAUAACUUCUCCUUGGUAGCACUUUCGCUCUACAUAGUCUAUGAGUUCCUUAUGUCAGGCUGGCUGACUGGUUACACCUGGAGGUGUGACCCUGUGGACACAUCUCAAGAUCCCCAGGCCCUUCGGAUGGUCCGUGUAGCCUGGAUCUUCAUCUUUUCCAAAUACAUUGAACUGAUAGACACGGUGAUCUUUAUCCUAAGAAAGAAGAACGAGCAAGUGACUUUUCUGCAUGUUUUCCACCACUCAGUGCUGCCCUGGAGUUGGUGGUGGGGUGCCAAGUUUGGCCCAGGAGGAAUGGGUUCAUUCCAUGCUAUGGUAAACUCUGUAGUACAUGUGGUGAUGUACUUUUACUAUGGGUUAUCAGCUGCAGGGCCAGCCUUCCAAAAGUACCUGUGGUGGAAGAAGCACAUCACUGCUAUCCAGCUGCUGCAGUUUGUGAUCGUCUCCAUCCACGUCUCUCAGUACUACUUCAUGCCCACCUGCAAAUACCAGUUCCCCAUCUUCAUCCACCUCAUCUGGAUUUACGGUGUCAUCUUCUUCCUCCUCUUCUCCAACUUCUGGUACCAAUCGUACACCAAAGGCAAGCGGCUGCCCAAGGUCUCAAAAGAGUCCCAGCACAAUGGUUUCCAUGAGAACGGUGCCAUUGCUAAUGGCAAAGCCAAAGCCAACUAGGGGUGGGUGGGACCAAGGUAACUCGGACCAACUGACCCCAUGUCUGGGCCUUUUAGCCAGACCAAGUGCCUACAGACUGUUGUCUUGCAGUGUCAAGCCAUCUUCCCAGCUGCCCUGUAUCCCACAUUGCCUGGCCUUCAGCUGUCCUGGGGGGAGAGGCUUCCUGGACUGUCAGUGCUGGAUCCAGCCCAAGGUCUCCAAAGUGCCUGUGUCUGUCCUGGGCUGGGCUCCUUCCAGAGCUGGACCAAAUCAGAACCCUGUCCCUCUGUAGCUAACAGAUGGGGCAUAUCUCUCCAUUUAAUUCCAUGUAUUCCUUGUGACCAGGUGGGAAUCUGCUCCCCUGUCCUCCCUACACUCCAUGUUGCCUUCUGUUCGCUCUGUCCCCUUUAUCCCCAUUGGUGCCCUGCCAUUCAUACUUGAAUGUGAGUGGCCCCUGUUGCUCUGGGCUCAGACUCCCCAGAGAUGUCUAUUCCUGCUCUGUAUGCAGGUGGGGUGCUAUAGGCCAGGGGUUUCAUUCCUACUGCCUUGGCUGGCCUCAGUGUUGAUCCUUUCCACAUAACUCCCCAGCUUUUGAUUGUUCUGAUCUCUGGACCUUAGCAAUAACUCUGGACUUUGCUCUCCGUGGGUUGAUGACCACAAGCUCUUGCUGCACUGAGGCCCAGGGAGAAGAAAUAGGACCCUGUUGUCCUGCUUGCAUGCUGUUGCUGUGUGCCUUUUUAAAUGUUGUUGUUGUUGUUGGAUCUGCUCCAAGGAGCAGGGACUCCCUGUAUUCUGUCUUGGGGAGGAUUCCUCGGAGGGGCGGGGGACUCCCUCCUACCUGAAUGACUCACUUGUAUUCACAGAAAUAAAUGGUCAGAAAGAGAAAA
Messenger RNA from Hemicordylus capensis (graceful crag lizard), 2108 nucleotides. RefSeq names its product ELOVL fatty acid elongase 1 (gene ELOVL1). Gene Ontology annotation, molecular function: fatty acid elongase activity. Bases 379 to 1242 code for a protein of 287 amino acids. The record is from RefSeq and is a predicted model, not a curated record. NCBI's taxonomy places the organism in Eukaryota, Metazoa, Chordata, Lepidosauria, Squamata, Cordylidae. Gene Ontology annotation, cellular component: endoplasmic reticulum; endoplasmic reticulum membrane. Gene Ontology annotation, biological process: fatty acid elongation, monounsaturated fatty acid; fatty acid elongation, saturated fatty acid; sphingolipid biosynthetic process. The transcript is spliced from 8 exons.